AUGUCGGAUCCAACAGGUUCCAGGUGUCGGAAAUAUCUGGAUCCUGUUGUCGGAAUCCUGGAUAUUCCGACGGCAGGAUGUAAGCGGAAACUGAAGGAUGUGCACGGAAUCCCGCCGUCGGAAUCCUAUCAGAUCUGACUUUCGGAUGUUGACGUACCCAGGGCGAAAUCACCCCAUAGGAUCCUGUCAUUUCCGCCAGCUGGAACCUAUCGGAUCCGA
Adineta ricciae is the source of this 219-nucleotide messenger RNA. The record is from the annotation of a GenBank genome assembly. Lineage: Eukaryota; Metazoa; Rotifera; Eurotatoria; Adinetida; Adinetidae.